Prunus armeniaca (apricot) is the source of this 456-nucleotide messenger RNA. NCBI's taxonomy places the organism in Eukaryota, Viridiplantae, Streptophyta, Magnoliopsida, Rosales, Rosaceae. The record is from the annotation of a GenBank genome assembly.
AUGCAAACACAUGAUGGAACUUGUAAAAGAACUGAGCCAAGUCCACAGUCGCCCAUUGGUAAGAGCUUUGAGUCUUGUGUUAAUGGCCUUCUGAAUGCAAGUCAACAUAUACUUACUCCAUUGCCAGUUAGAAGUAAAGACCGCCCACCAUUUAAAAGGAGACAAUCUAAGACUGAGCAAGUUAUUAAAAAGAGACAACGAACGGGAAAAAAAACUAAAUAUCGUCAAGACAAUACUGACGGAGGAACAGAGAUACCUGCACAAAGUGAUGUCUUUUGUCAUACUAAUGCUCCACCAAUUUGUGAAAGUGAUAACUUGGUUGGAACACAAGAGAGCAAUAAUGCUGUAAUGGACAAUAUGGCUUUGUUACUAGGGCUAGCUCACUCAUGGUGGUCAUUCAAAUCAGUUGUACAAACGACCAUUGACAUGAAAGAUAACAUAUCCUACAGUCCAUGA